Kalmanozyma brasiliensis GHG001 is the source of this 1848-nucleotide messenger RNA. Its product is annotated as Las1-like protein. The record is from RefSeq and is a predicted model, not a curated record. The transcript has a single exon. Bases 1 to 1848 code for a protein of 615 amino acids. Gene Ontology annotation, biological process: maturation of LSU-rRNA; maturation of 5.8S rRNA. Gene Ontology annotation, cellular component: preribosome, large subunit precursor; Las1 complex. Gene Ontology annotation, molecular function: endonuclease activity. Lineage: Eukaryota; Fungi; Basidiomycota; Ustilaginomycetes; Ustilaginales.
AUGAAGCCGCCCAAGAGGUCGCCCUUCCUUCACUCGAGGCAGGCCGAACUGCUCGAGAUCUUUCGCCAUCUCUACCCCGACUCGCAAGCGCACUUCUCCGCAAAAGACCGUCACGAUGCCCUCUCCACCGUCCAGCUCUGGAUCAAUCGAUCCGCAUGCCCGUUUGCUGUCGAGACCACCGCGCUCCUCGUACAAAGCGUCAUCCUCGACGAGCACAUGCAGCAGAUCGCAGCCUCCAGCAUCGGCUCUGACUCCGCAUCCACUUCAUCCCCACGAUAUGCGCUCGAGCAGCUCGGCGGCGGCGCAGAACUCGGAGUGAGGCUCAACUACAGUCUCGCGCUGACCCGCUUCGUCAACAGUGUGGUCGAUUCGCAUCAGACGGGCGGGUUCGCGCAGUCGAUCGGAGCCAUCGCCGCCCGCAUCGGACUACCGCAGUGGUUCGUCGAGAUUCGACACGCCGUCACGCACGAAGAGCUGCCUAGCAUCAACGUGUGUCGGCAAGCAGCAGGGCUGGCACUCGCAUGGCUCCGACGACACUUCUGGAUCCCGCAGCUGUUCGAAGGACCAAACGCCAUCCGCUUCGGCAACGACGAAGGCGAAGCUAUGGAUGUCGACGCAGAAGCCUCCACCAGCCAGGUCACGACCAAAGAAUCCGAGGCAGAGAAGACCCGCAAGAAGGAUCGUCGCAAAGCACUCCAGGACCUGCGUCAGACACUGUCCGACUAUCGCACCCUCGCCAAGCAGGUCACACGCGACCGCAGUCUCGCCAAGAAGUCCAAAGACCAAUUCAGCCGGCUGUACAAGCAAUUCUCCGGCUUCGUGUACCGUAUGAGAACGCUCGACCCGAGCUUUGGCGCCCAGCUCAUCGAUAGCGCACACAAGAAGGGUAAGGAUGAGGAGAUUGAUGUACGGGGUGCGGCGGUGAUGGACCCCGACGACGUAGAUGAGUGUACCCGGGCAGCGCUGGGUGCAUUGGUGAAUCAGCUGGUGAAGCCGGGAGGAAUGGUUCCGCUGGGCAGGUCGAAGCGCGUUCAGGUCGAGGAUGAGGUGGUGCUUCCGGGCGAGCUGGCAAGCUUGUGGAUGCCGUUGCUGGGGUACAUGCGCGAUACAUAUGGGCCAAUCUUUGGCCAGAUUCUCGCGGAGGAACUCGUCGAAGGUGCUGUGCGCGAGAUGGAGCCCGUCGACGAUGCGUCUGACACAUUGAUGCAGGUAGACGCCGGAGUGGAAGCCCCCGCCGACGCCGACUCCGACCCGCACAACCAAGCAUGGAAGACAAUCGCAUACACCGAUCCGACCUACCGCGAAACAGCCGAUGCCUGGUUGCGCCACCUCGUCGCGCACGCACCUCCCACCUCCCAUGCAUCCACCAGCCGCGGCACAACGACGCUCAUCACCGACGCCGAAGUCGCCGAGCUAUGUCUACCGCUCCGCUUCCCCGCAUCGACAUCGAUCCUCGAGUUCCUGUGCGAGCGCAACGUCGAGCUGAAAACGCGCAUCGGACCGCUGGUGGACGUGCUCAAAGUGUCCGCCUUUGUGACCGCAACUUCAUCCGAUGACGAAGAUGUGCAGACGCCGAUGCAGGACGAGUCAGGGUUCGAGUCGCAGCUGGAGGUCAUGCAGAGGAGGUUAGUUGAGAUGGAGGGGCUGGAGUGGGGUGAGAACAGCGGUGACAGCGGUCAGAGGAGCUACGAUACUGCUCAGAAUGAGACCAUAGAUGCGGUCGAAGGCGCUGCAAUGGUUGAUGUAGCAGCGAAAAAGAUGCCAACGGGCUGGUCCAUGGCGCCGGCCGACUGGAAACCUACCCCUUUCGGCUGUCUCAGUGGCAAGAUCCCCAAUCUUGUUGUAUGA